Messenger RNA from Sycon ciliatum, 1372 nucleotides. RefSeq names its product mycothiol acetyltransferase-like. Bases 131 to 706 code for a protein of 191 amino acids. The transcript is spliced from 4 exons. NCBI's taxonomy places the organism in Eukaryota, Metazoa, Porifera, Calcarea, Leucosolenida, Sycettidae. Gene Ontology annotation, molecular function: acyltransferase activity, transferring groups other than amino-acyl groups. The record is from RefSeq and is a predicted model, not a curated record.
GAUGCUGCUAUGAACGGCUCCUGUUCGGUCUGUGUCCGCUUCUAUUCUGGUUGGAAGAAGGUUGCAUGGCACACUUUUUUUGUGUUUGGUAACUUUGGUGCCCUCUAGACCAUGCUGACUGGAGAGAACAAUGGCCAAAGCACCGUGGGAAACGAACUGGACGCCGGACGUUGAGCGUUUCGCCUUCAUCUUUGAGCAUUUGCAAACCAGUGAGCUGGCCAUCAUGACAGAGGACAUCGCUCUCCCGACGGGCUAUGCUCUAGAGGUCGGCUGGCGAGGGGACAAGACGCCAGAGAUAUGGGCAAACCUAAUACUUGACACAUUUGGCGAGUCGGCGGCAAGUUUCUGGACUGCCGACAAAUUCACUGCCAGUUUUGCAUCGAAGGAAGGUCAGUUUGACCGAGACGCUGGCCUGUUCUUCAUCACAUGCAGCGGUGAAGUAGUGGGGUCUGCGUUCGCCUGGCUCGACCUCAUACCCAGCGCCAGCCAGCCAGUGCGGAACGGACGCGUUCACUUUGUGUGCGUGAAGGAAGCCCACCGCCGCCGUGGCUUGGCCAAGGCCCUAGUGCAGUGUGUGCUGCGCUAUCACAGAUCUCAGGGCAGGCAAGCAGCCACGCUACGCACUGAAGCGUUCCGAGAAAACGCCAUCGCACUCUACGAGAGUCUUGGUUUUCGCAAGUGUUCCAUGGAUGUACUCGUCGGCUAGGCCGACAAGCUUGGGCUGAACUCUCUUGUGCCCAAUGCCCAUUCAGCCGCAUGUGGAGGUGCCACGCAUGUGUUGUGUAGUGCGUAUUGGUGACAUGCACACACACACACACACACACACACACACACACACACAUUUGCACGUGCACACACACGUGUGCACGGCAGCCGUUGGAAAAACCACUUGCAGUGUAUCAGCAAAACCGACAUCCCGGAUAUCAGUGGCGCCCGGUCAGCCAAUCCACGGUGGCUACCUUAAAAAGAGAUCAGUCGACGAGCAGUCUAGCAGUGCUGUGGAAUUACACUGGCAUUCACCUAUUAUGCCAAAUAAGUCGAGUUCCAUACAUAUCUGUGCACGGGCACACAGAGAUGUAUUACCCCCUGGCAUGCACAUGUACUGAAAUACAUGCCCAGGCAUAUCGUGAAACAUCAACAUUGAACUUGAACUCAGUUGUUGCCAAUGCAUCAUGGCUUCUACCGCGUACCGGUCUAAUUCUUUGUUUUGAUUAAAAUUUAUGUUAUGGAAGCUGGUCUUCAAAAUUUCUUCUAAGAUGACAGUACGUGUACACAGGUGAGGAUUCUAUGGAACUGAAACUGCUACACAUGUCCGAUAUAGACAAUUAGAUGAGAAAUUAGUCGUGUGUUGGUGCGCAUUGUGGAGAAAUCU